Messenger RNA from Aureobasidium vineae, 1035 nucleotides. Lineage: Eukaryota; Fungi; Ascomycota; Dothideomycetes; Dothideales; Saccotheciaceae. The record is from the annotation of a GenBank genome assembly.
AUGAGGGCAGCGACUCGANUUUUUCCUGCCAUCUUGAUUUUAGCAGGCUUUUUCUUGAUCAGAACAUACCUGUAUCGCUUGCCAAUCGCGGACGCCUUCCAUGGCUCCGACCUCAAGUCGCUCGUUAGUAUCGGGGAUACUAUGUCAACAGAGGCGUCAACACAAGUCGACGAGGCUGUAGAACUGACCCCAGCAUCUGCGCCAAACGAUGGGCGCUUUCAAGCAACUGCUACUGCGCAAGACGUGGCCCCAGCUACCGAGACUGCAACAACAAGCAGUCCGAGCUCUCCUGAUCAGAUUGUUGUGAUGGGUAAAACCAACAGCGAGGAUACAUCUUGGGUCGAAAAGCUUCCGACGUCGGUUUUCUCGGCAGCUUGCCUUUCCCGUGACGAGUUGCUGACACGGAUCGCAGGUNGGCGCAACGCUGUGUACUCAGUCGACAACGAUACUUGGUCUUUACACACUUCAAGGAAUAAAGGGCGCGAGGCAAAUGUCUAUCUGACUUACCUUGUGGAGAAUUACCAAAAGCUUCCAUCAACCAUUGCGUUUGUGCAUCCUCAUGAAGACGGUUACCCACGAGCAUGGCACACAGAUGCAGAAGGCUAUUCGAAUAUCAAGAGCUUAUCGUCUCUCAGGACCGAUUUUGUUCAAAGCAAUGGUUAUGCUAAUCUUCGCUGCAUCGCCAUACCGGGCUGUCCAGAUGAAAUCCAACCCUUUCGCGAGUCGCACGACGAGGAAGACCGAAGAGCAGAACACGCAAUGGCGGACGCGUGGAAACAAAUUUUCGGUAAUGACGAUGUGCCGAAAGUAAUAGGCACUCCUUGCUGUGCCCAAUUCGCUGUCUCACGAGACCAAGUCCACAAACGGCCCGUAGAGUUCUAUGUCGAUGCUCUGAAGUGGCUGCACGAGACACCACUUGAUGAUGCCACAAGUGGGCGUGUGUUCGAAUAUAUGUGGCAUAUCAUUUUUGGUCAGGAACCAAUAUACUGUCCUGAUUUGAGCCAAUGUUAUCACGAUGUUUAUGGAAGAGCUUAG